This is a messenger RNA of Trichoderma atroviride IMI 206040, 1653 nucleotides long. The record is from RefSeq and is a predicted model, not a curated record. Lineage: Eukaryota; Fungi; Ascomycota; Sordariomycetes; Hypocreales; Hypocreaceae.
AUGGAGCAUCCGAACCCUUAUGCCGACUCAGUCAGCGGAAUGCCUUCCACCGCGUCUGCCUCGUAUCUUGAUUCGAACCAUGAACAGCAUCGCGCCGACAGUCAUGUCAACCCAGAGCCCGACCAACGAGAUGUCAAAAAGGUGAAGCAGUUCUCUGCGACGACAACCUUGAACAAACUGCUCCGUAAGACGGUCAGAGACGGCACUUGGAUCUUCGUUGCCGACACCUCGUUCAGACUUUAUAUCGGCAUCAAACAGGCGGGAGCCUUUCAACAUUCAUCGUUUCUUCAGGGCGCCCGAAUAUCUGCGGGAGGCCUCAUCAGUAUCAAGGAUGGCAAACUCAGCUCCCUCUCUCCGCUGAGCGGGCAUUACCGCCCACCAACCUCCAACUUCCGUGCUUUUGUGCGGAGCCUCAAGACUGAGGGCGUCGAUGUGGGACACGUGACGAUAUCAAAGGCGUAUGCUGUCCUCCUAGGCUUGGAGACAUACACCAAGUCACGGCGUAUGGGCAAGGAUCUCAUGCACAAGAUGAUCCAUCGGAAAAACAAAGUAGCACAUCCAAAGGAGACGAAGAAGAAGGAAGAGGACGAGGUAGAUACCAGCAGGAGUGCGCAGAGGGAAAGGGAGGUUAUGGAAAAGGAGAAGCAGCAGGCGAUGGCCCAUAAACACGCGCGUGUGGAAGAGACCGCUGUGAAGGCGAUGGAGAGGCUGCAUCUUGUGCCUUCAGCAGCUGGCGAAGAAUCUCAGAAGAGGACUGUCACAUAUCUUUAGCAUUUGGAAGCAAGGUAUUGCCUGUUAACUGGUUGUUGAUGGGCUUGCAUUUUGGUCUGUACGCAUAAAUACCCCGGGACUGGACUGGCUAGAUAGAGCGAGUUUAUAUUUGUUUAUAUUUCACUUGAACGUUAGAUUAAUUUCGAUGGCUAGAUUUAAAGUUUAGCUUUAUGAUUCAAAUUGCUUCUUUGUUUCUCCCGGGUACCUAAUCGUGAGCCAUAUCAAUCAACAACCAAAGGAUGGCUUCCUCAUUGAGGUAGAAAAAUAAGCACGUAAAACAUUCGUUAAAAUUGACGUCAAUAAUGGUAAAUAACCCUCUAAUUUGCUGAGUUCAGUUCCAAGUUGACUGUUGUGUGUUGCUAAAGAUUUAUCUCCUUACAACCUGUAACAGUCUCUCUUACGAGGUGAUACGGAAUAUCCGAUUGCUGGGCAAUUUCAAGUUAUUGUAGAUGGAGCACUAGUCCUCAGUGGUUGAUUCUUUUUCCAGCGAACAACGCAGCGCAGCGGAUUUCAAAUGCCCUGAAAAGGGGCCGAGCUCUGCUAGCUUUGGUGAGCUGAUGCCCUAUAAAGUCGCUGGCUUAUAGGCGGUACGGGGGCAAGAGCUCCUGGGACCGCUCACUAAAAUCCACCAAACUCCAUGACGCACAGGCGCUAGAACGCCCCCUUCGGCUGCCCAAGAAAAAAAAAAAAGGCGUGGAAGGAAAAGCUGCAGUUGAGCGUCAAACGUCACGUCGCACGAAACAAUCGGCAUCAGUGCAUCGAGCAAAAACAUCGAGGCAACGCGUGUCCCGACAGCGACAGCGACCUCUCCCGCCGCGCUGAAGAAACAUGACAGGCGUGAUCCCGCUUGCCAAUGGCCUCCAUCACCCGCUCCAACCGGCG